GCGGAUCCAUGUCAAGUCAACCCACCACGCUUUCUUCCUCAGAUAUAGAUACCCCUCCUCCACAUUUCACCACUCAUCGCUUCAUCAUCAUCAUCAUCUUCUUCUUCUUCUUCUUGUUAGAAGGCAGUCUUGAUACUUUCUUGCCGAGGAACAACGAAAGAAGAAGCCAAGCACAGAGCUAGAGAGUCCGAGAGAGAGACAGAGAGAGAGAGAGAGAAGCGAUGAAGCUAGUUUGGUCUCCAGAAACUGCGUCCAAAGCUUACAUCGACACCAUCAAAUCCUUCGAAGCUCGGCAAGAGUCCGGAGUCCCGGAGCUUGUGGCCGCCAUGGCGGCAGGGUGGAACGCGCAACUCAUUGUCGAGACCUGGUCGAGGGGCGGCGUCAUCGCCACCAGCGUCGGCCUCGCGGUAGCCGGCCGCCACACUCUCGGGCGGCACGUGUGCGUGGUCCCCGACGAGGUGUCCCGGUCGGAGUACCUGGAGGCGAUCAGAGCUGCCGGUGGGGCGGCCGCUGAGAUGAUCGUCGGGGAGCCGGAAUCAGCUAUGGAGGAGCUCGAAGAGAUUGAAUUCAUGGUUAUCGACAGCCGGCGAAGUGAUUACUCCAAGGUGCUGAGGAUGGCCAAGCUGAGCAGUCGCGGGGCGGUCCUGGUGUGCAAGAACGCGGCGAGCUCCGGAGCAGGCGACGCGUCCCGAUGGCUGAGCGUGGUGGAGGGAGGAUCGCGGCGGCUGGUGCGGUCGGUGUUUCUGCCCGUGGGGGAGGGCUUGGACAUCGCGCACGUGGCGAGCACCGGCGGUGGAAAGGGUCAGAGUAGGUGGAUCAAGCACUGGGAUCAACGUUCCGGGGAGGAGAUUGUUAUACGAAAAUAGCCUUCUUUUCUUCGUCUUUCUUCUUUGCUUCUUCUUCUGUAUUAGGUUUUGUUUUUCAUCAGAGCGAAGAGAAGACAUUUUUGGAGAGGUUAAGGUUGGCCAAAUAUGAAAAAUGUACAGGAUUACACGUCAUGA
Syzygium oleosum is the source of this 1001-nucleotide messenger RNA. RefSeq lists its product as uncharacterized. The transcript has 2 exons. The coding region runs from base 222 to 866 and encodes 214 amino acids. The record is from RefSeq and is a predicted model, not a curated record. Lineage: Eukaryota; Viridiplantae; Streptophyta; Magnoliopsida; Myrtales; Myrtaceae.